AUGGAUCACCAAUAUUUAGGAUCAUCGAAUGACAUGGAUGAUGAUAACGAGUCUCAAUCAACUUCUAGCACCAAACUUAAACUUCAUGAAGCAAAGAUGUUUCUUCACAAACAAAGCUCUCAUUGUGGAGAAGAUUUGUAUACCCAUAUAUCAGAGCUUUUGGCAAAAAUUCUAACAGAACGUCCUGAAAAUGUCAUGGACAAUUUUGAAAUAUAUAGUUAUCGUCUAAAGCAGGAGAGGUUAAGACAUCAAUUGAAUCAUCGAGAAAUUUUUGAUAUACCGAUAGAACAUGGAGAAGUUGAAAAACUUUCAAAACUUUUUCAGGUAUUAUCUGUGAAAAAUGAAAAAGAGCUUGAUGAAGAUGAUGAUAAUGAUGAUGAAGAUAAUGACAAUCCUUCCAAUGAAUCUGAAAAGACAUCUACUCCAAAUUUGUUAGAUAUAAUCCAUUGCUUAGAACAUUUUGAUAUUGCUUUAUCUAGAUCAGAAUGCAUUUUACUCAAUUUUUCCAUACAAAACCUUAUUCAAGAAAAACCGAUCACAGAUGUACGCUUUUGGGGUAAAAUUCUUGGCAGUGUCAAGAAUUAUUAUAUCAUUGAAGCUAAGUUAAAUGAUGAAGAGAUUGUUCAUCGAAUAGAAGCACAGAAAAAUGAUGAUGGAACUAGCGAAGAAAAUUCUAAUUCUGCAACUGAUCCAAUAGAAAAUACUGAACUCACUCAUGAUGAAAAAGAAAUUGUUGAUUCAACAUUUCUUCAGCCAUACCAAUAUGAUUUAAUAUCCUCAAUGCCGAUUCCUCAUGAAGUCAUAGGAACGGGUUUGAAUAAAACUAUUUAUUUUGUUUGCAACUCUCCUGGCAUAGAUGAUUGGAUUGAAUUACCUCUGGUGGCGCCACAACAGAUUGUAUUAGCAAAACAGAUUACUUGGAAUUUUACAGGAUAUCUAACAGCUCCGGUGCGCACGCUUCCACCUUUUGUUGGGAAUGAAAGUAACUACCUUCGAGCUCAAAUUGCAAGAAUUAGUGCAGCAACACUUGUGUCACCUAAAGAUUACUUUACCUUAAACCAAGAUUCAACCGAUAGUAUUGAGGAAACAGAAGACAAUGCAGAAGAAAUUACAAUAGAGAUAAAUCCAGACUUUAAACAACUGCCACUAAGAAAGUAUCAACUAUUAUCUAAUUGGUGCCACCACAGUGCUUACAUUUUUCAACAAGGCAGAACAAGUUGGUGGAAUCCAUCAGAAAGAAGAACAAAUACUGAAAGGAGUGAAGACGAAGAAACUGAGGAUGAAGAAAGUGAAAAUGACGAAGAAUCUGAAAAGCAUGUGGAUCAUCAUGAGGAAGUUGGACCACCACUACUAACGCCAUUAUCAAAUGAUAGCACUCCAGAUAAUAUACCAGUCUGGAGCACAAGACUAUCUACUUCAAUGCAAUCAAAUACAGGCGUUGCUAUUGUUAGAUCCCAUGUCUGGCCAGGAGCUUAUGCUUUUACCACGAAUAAAGAAAUUGGAAAUAUAUAUAUUGGUACUGGACAGAAAUAUGAUAUGAAUAAUUAUCAUCCUCCAUUGAAAUUUCCUAUCCAAAAUCAAUAUGUUAUAGGACCAGAAGUAAUGGAACAACAAGAUCCCAUUACAAAAAGUGUAGAUAAUGAUAAUUAA
Molecule: messenger RNA, 1650 nt
Organism: Chelonus insularis
Lineage: Eukaryota; Metazoa; Arthropoda; Insecta; Hymenoptera; Braconidae
Gene: Rsph4a
Product: Radial spoke head protein 4a
Exons: 8
Coding region: 1-1650 (549 amino acids)
Biological process (GO): axoneme assembly; cilium assembly; cilium movement involved in cell motility
Cellular component (GO): radial spoke; axoneme
Source: RefSeq, a predicted model, not a curated record